AUGGCAUCGUUUAAGUUUGGAAACAUUUUUUUCAUGCGGAAAUGGAGGAAACCCAUUAACGGAGUAGGAAUUGUCGUUACAUCGUUUGUUGUUUACAAGCUUCUGUUUUUCAAAGUUAAAGGUAAAAAGCAUUUGUUAAAGGACCCCAAUGAAAAAUACAAAUUACCUCUUAUUAAAAAAGACAUCAUCAGUCAUGACACAAGGCUAUUUAGAUUCGGCUUGCCAGAAAAGGAUAUGGUACUCGGAUUACCAAUUGGUAAACACAUCCAAUUAUCAGCAAGAAUUAACGACGAGUUAGUUAUAAGAUCGUACACUCCGGUUUCAUCAGACGACGAUGAAGGAUACGUGGAUUUAGUAGUAAAGGUAUACUUUAAAGACGUACACCCCAAGUUCCCGCUGGGUGGCAAGAUGACGCAAUAUUUGGAACAGUUAAAAAUCGGCGACACCAUAGACGUACGAGGUCCUACGGGUCGCAUAGAAUACCAUGGACAUGGUAAAUUUACAGUGGUGAGAAGUCGCAAGGACCCUCCGGAUGAAUACAACGUUUCGAAAGUAGGACUAAUCGCCGGCGGUGUUGGGAUAACGCCGAUAUUGCAAUUGGUGAGGCACAUUCUGAAGGAUCCUUCGGACAAGACGCAAUGCGCGUUGCUCUUUGCUAAUCAGACCGAGGAGGACAUUCUGCUGCGUGAAGAACUCGAACAAGCCGCCAAAGAGCACCCAGAUCGCUUUAAAUUUUGGUACACUUUGGAUAGACCACCGGCAGAUUGGAAAUACAGCAGCGGAUUUAUUACUUGCGAAAUGCUUGACGAGCACCUUUAUCCAGCCGGUAACGAUACUGUUACGUUGAUUUGCGGACCUCCUGCCAUGGUUAAAUUCGCCAUUAUGCCGAAUCUCACAGACAAAUUAGAACAUGACAAAAACAGGAUUAUUGUUUACUGA
Phyllotreta striolata is the source of this 939-nucleotide messenger RNA. Lineage: Eukaryota; Metazoa; Arthropoda; Insecta; Coleoptera; Chrysomelidae. The record is from the annotation of a GenBank genome assembly.